Messenger RNA from Tigriopus californicus, 1025 nucleotides. RefSeq lists its product as uncharacterized. The coding region runs from base 1 to 804 and encodes 267 amino acids. The transcript is spliced from 3 exons. NCBI's taxonomy places the organism in Eukaryota, Metazoa, Arthropoda, Copepoda, Harpacticoida, Harpacticidae. The record is from RefSeq and is a predicted model, not a curated record.
AUGGCUCAAAAGGAACCCGGUCAAAUUUUGUUAAUUGGGGCUGGUUUACCCCGCACUGGAACUUCGAGUUUGAAGAUCGCAUUUGAGAAAUUAUUGGGAGGACAAUGCUACCACAUGACAUCGUUCAUCAUGGAGGGAACGGAUUUUGAUCAAAAACACUGGACCAAGGCCCUCCGUGGUCAAACUAAUUCCCAGGAUUGGAUCCAAUUUUUCCAAAAACGAGAUUGCAUCAGUUGCGUGGAUUUCCCUCCGGCAUAUUUCUUCAAGGAGAUCGUUCGAGCUUUUCCCGACGCCAAAGUGGUCUUGUCCACCCGGAAUCCGGACACUUGGCACGAAUCAGUCGAGGAGUCCGUAAUGCGCACCCAAAGGAUUCUCCGAAGCUUCCCCGCUUCUUUAGUGGUGGCCCAAAAACCAGGCAUGACGGAGAGUCUGAAUACGGCCUAUGCACUCUCAACCACCCCGCCCCAAGGUUUCGCUCACAGCUUGUUCAGUUCAAUCGAGGCUGGAAAAUCCGAGUCCAAGCGGUUCUAUGACGAUUGGAUCUCGGAGGUGAAGCAAGUGGUGCCCAAAGGUCAAUUAUUGGAAUUUGAAGUGAAGCAAGGUUGGGAGCCUUUGUGUCAAUUCUUGGGGCUGCCUGUGCCAGACCAGCCAUUUCCAAGAGCGAAUGACCGCCAAACCAUGGCCAAGACCAUCAAUAAGUUAAGGUUCAUCGGCUGGAGCAUGGUUCUUGGCGCACCAUUAGUUUUGGGGAUUUUUGUUUAUGGAGGCAUUUACUUAUACCAUCAUUAUAAUCAAACUGUCUAAAAAUGAGGGGGGGGAGUAUUAUCUUUAUAACAGAACCCAGAUGGAGAGAGUUUUGUAAGUACUAUAUCCACCUUGAUCUAAAUCAUAGGGCGAGAAAUUGAACUAUUUCAAAACUACUCCUCAAGUUGCUAUUUUUGUACUCAAGAGCAAAAUUUACGUUGUUGUCUUCCUUACAAUUCUAUAAAGUUUCCUAUUUGCAAAAAAUAAACUUUUCAGAUCCA